ACCUAUCUCGUUUGGUUAGACUUCUAGUAGGCAAUCGGGACAAAUGCACUAGCUUUUAGGACGUGCACUGGGGCGUGCAGCGCUUAAAUUGUUCGGACCAGGUGAAGGAUGAGUUACAACCAAUAUUCGUAUGGCCAGGGCGGCUAUGGACAGCAGCAGCAGCAGCAGCAGCAGCAGCAGCAGGGCCAGCAGGCGCCCUACACGAACCAGGCCCAACAGCAGCCGGGGCAAGGGUAUGGACAGGCCCAGGCAGGCUAUGGAUCGGCCUAUGGCGGCACUGGCACUGCUCAGGGCUACGGCACAGCAGGUGCUGGCUAUCAAACCGGGGGAUACGGCGCUGCUGGCGCUGGUGCUGCGGGAGGCGCAGCUGCGGGCACAUACGGCUCUGGUGCCAACGUCACAGCUGGUGGUUACGGCGGCGCGGGGUACGGGGGCGCCAGCGCCGCGCCGGCAGCGGCGCAGGUCCAGCCGUCCACGACACAGCAACCUGGCGCUUACGGUACAGCUGCUACUCCGGGAGCUGGUUAUGCAUCGGGCGGCAGUAGCUACGGCGCGGCCGCGGCCACGGGUAACUACGCUGGAGCUGGGCAGGGUUACCAAACCUACGGCCAGGCCGGCGCGGGACAGGGCUACGGAUCGUCGUCAGCGCCCGGCGCCACGGCCGGUGCAGGUGGUUAUGGCGGCGCUGGUGCCGGCACUGGCCCCACGAGCGGCGCGGCGGCAGGCGGCGCAGGCGCUGGGUGGGGUGCGGCGGGCGGCGCGGCGGGCGCUGCAGGCGCGGCCGGCCGGCCCGGCGGCGCCGCGGCUGCGGCACUGGCGCACAUGCCGCAGGACCAGCAGAACAAGCUCAACACGAUGAUGCAGGGCUCGUACGGACAGCCUGGUUCCUCGGCAUCCACCUACGGCCAGCCGGCGGGGCCGCAGCCACAGCCCGCGCAGCAGCAGCAGCAGCAGCAGCAGUACGGCAUGUACGGGUCCGGCACCGGUGCGGCGGGCGCCGCCGCCGCGCAGCCGGGCGCCGCGCCAGCCUCCGGCGGCACCUACGGCCUCCAGCAGCAGCAGAGGGCGUACGGGUCCACGGGUGCCAGCGGCAAUGUCGCUGGCGCAAGCACCUACGGCCUGCAGCCGGCGGCACAGCAGCCGCAUCAGGCGGAGCCGGCCAAGCCGCCGGGGAUGGGUGGCUACGGCUCCGCCGCUGCCACGGGCCAGACGUACGGGCUGCAGUCCUCGUCCGGCACCACCACUGCUGGCGGCGCCGCGGCGGCCACGGGGGCCGGCGGUGGCUACGGCGGGAUGCUGGGCAGCAGCAGCUACGGCGCGCAGGGGGCGCAGCAGGGCGGCGCGGCCGCGUCCUCAAUCCCGGGCCUGGGCGGCACCACCAACACCAGCACUGCCGCCGGCGCGCCGGCGUACGGCAGCACGGGGUCCUACGGCGCCAAUGCGUACGGGGCGGGCGCGGCGGGCGGCGGUGCGGGCGUUGGCACGGGAGCGGCCGCCGCCGGCGCGGGCAGUACGUACGGGCUGCAGUCGGCGGCCCGGCCGGGGGCGUACGGCACGUCGGGCUACCAGCAGCCGGGGCAGCAGGCGGCAGCCUCCACCAUUCCCGGCCUGCAGGGGGCCGGCGGCACGGCCGGCGCGUACGGCGCUGGACGGCAGACGGCGCCGGGCCAGUACGGUAUGCAGGGGGCCGCCGGCGGCCCGGUCCCCACGGCCGCGGCUGGCGCCGGUGCCGGAGGCUACGGAGCUGGCGGCGGCUACGGCGCAGCGGGCGGCCAGUCGGCGGCGGCUGGGCCAGGCGGCGCGGGGGCGCAGCAGCCUGGCAUGGCGAGCGGGUACUCCGGCGCGGCCGGGUACGGCGGCGUCAAGGCGCCUGUCGUGGCCGGCGCCGGCACUUAUGGGGCUGGCAUGUCGGGUGCUAGCCAGCAGCAGCAGCAGCCCGCAGCGCCAAUCAGUUCGCGCUAUUUUGGCAACACGCCGGCGGUCGCCGGGCCCGGGCCCAUGGGACCCAUGGUCAGCGGCGCCGCUGGGGGCGGCGGCAUGCCGCCGCCGCCGCCCAUGGGCCCAAUGAGCGCCGGCGGCCGUGCGACGCCGUACAGCGUCAUUGGGCAGCGGGAGAUGGUCAGUGGCGGCGGCGUUGGCGGCAGCGGCGGCGGCCCCGUCAUGGGGCGUGGCGGGUAUGACGACUACCGCGGCCCUCCCGGCCCUAUGGGCCCGAUGGGCAGCGUGGGCCCGGGGCCGAUGACUCGCGCACCGCCGCCGCCGCCAGCGCCUGGCCGUGACUAUGGCGUCAGCAGCGCGGCUGCUGCCACUGCGGCCGGCCGGGACGGCUACCGGGACAGCGGCGGCCGCGAUUACGGCCGCGACCGGGAGCGUGACCGGGACUACGGCCGUGAGCGGGACGCGGGUCGGGACCGUGACGCCGGCCGCGACCGGGAGCGUGAGCGGGAGCGCGAACGGGAGCGGGAGCGCGAACGCGAGCGGGAGCGGGAGAGAGAGCGCGAACGUGACAGGGAUAGGGACCGUGACAGGGAGCGGGACAGGGACCGGGAGCGCGGCUCUGGUGCGGCUGCCACGGCUGCCACAACCGGCGGCGCCCGGGACCGUGACGCGGAACGAGACCGGGACAGGGACAGGGACCGGGAGCGGGCGGCGGCGUCUUCGCGCGACCGGGACAGGGACCGGGGCGACAAGGACCGAGACAAGGACAAGCGGACCUCGCCGCCUCGCCGGGACAAGGAUGACGCUUCUCGCAAGCCGCGCAGCCCCUCUCCAGUGCCCGCUAGCGGGUCCGGCCGUGCGCCGCCACCUCGCCGCCGCAGCCCCUCGCCCGCCACGGCGCCCGCCGCCGCACCGCCCACCACGCCUACCGCCGCCGCCACCGCGGCCACGGCCCCCAAGCCCGCGCCCGCUUCCGCGCCCGCACGCUCCGUCGACUACGGCAUCCGCGUGCCCAGCUUCUGUGUCUCCACCUUUGAGCGUGAUUACCUGGACAUGGCUCGCCGCUAUCCUCACCUCACCAUCCCCAACGACUUCAGCCGCCUCGCCUGCUGCUGGCUGCGGCGGCAGCCCGGCCCGCCCGACAGCCUGGGCUGCGGGCUGGUGCCGCUGGACCGGCAGGUUCGGGUGGAGCACGAGCAGGACCUCACGCGAUGCGGCGAGCUGCCGGCAGCUGCUCCGGCGGCGCCAGCGGUACCUGAGGGCGGCGAGGGUGCCGGCGGUGGAAGCGGAGGCCACGGGGGCGGCGUCAAGCACAUUGCUAAGGUGCUGCUGCUCCAGGGCCUGUCCGCCUCCGCGCGCGCCGACGUGCUGCUGGGCCCGCACCACGAGGGCGGCGUGCACCUGAUCAACGCGCUCAAGUUCGUGGCGGCGCGCUACACACGCCAGCUGCUGCCGGCGGAGGAGGGCGGCAGGGAGCGGGACAAGCCGCGCGGCGUGCUGGGCGCGCUGGGCGGGCAGUGGGACCCGGUGCUGGACGGAGGCGACCCGAACAGUGAGGACGGCGGCCUGGUCCGCGCCGCCAUCCGCCACGUGCGCGACCAGACCGGACUGGACCUCAGCGCCUGCGACAACUGGCUGCGCGUCGCCGACGUCACCUACAUCCGGAGCCCCUCGGGAUCUGGAUCCGGAUCCGGGCACAGCCAGGGGCAGGGGCAGGGCGGCUCGGCCGCCGUGUCCAUGCACGAGCCCGGGUGCAGCGAGGUGGUGACUCUGUUCGUGGCGGUGCCGGACGCGUGUGUGGCGGGGCCGGAGGCGUGGCCGGAGGAGGCGCGCGCGCAGCAGGCGUUCAAGCAGCAGCGGCUGGCGCUGGAGGCGGCGGAGGCUAAAAAGCGGGAAGACGCCGCGAAGGAGAAGGAGCGGGAGAAGGAGCGGGAGAAGGAGCGGGAGAAGGAGCGGGAGAAGGAGCGGGAGAAGGAACGGGAGAAGGAGAAAGAGCGCGAAGCCAGCAAAGCCAAGGAGAGCAAGGAGGCAAAGGACAAGGAGGCAAAGGACGGCUCGAAGGACUCGAAGCAGGCGAAGGACAAGGAUACGAAGGAGGGCAGCAAGGAGGACAAGGCGAAGGAGGGCUCGAAGGAGGCUGAGGGCGGCAAGGAGGAGAAGGCGAAGGAGGAUGUGGACAAGGAGAAGGAGAAGGAGGACACGGCGCCGGACGCCAAGGAGGCUGACGGCGCCGCUGCCAAGCCUGCUGAGGAGAAGGCAGGCACCACGGAGGAGGCUGCAGCCGCCUCGUCCCCUGGCGCCGCCGCCGCCGCCGCCGCCAUCACCAUCCCCGACGUACCUCUGCCGGAGGAGCCCUGCCUGCAGCUGCGCGGCCGCGCCGGCCUGCCGCCGGCCCACUCCCACGCCGCCUCGCACCACCACCCGGCCGGCCUGGCGCUGGCGGCGCCGCACCCGCACGACCGCAUCAAGACCUUCUCCAUCUCGCUGCACGGCCUGUUGGACUACGACGACUCGGACCGCGACGAGCCCACCUUUGAGCUGUCCGUGUUUGCCGAGUGCUUCACCGACAUGCUGUCCCGCGAGUUCGGCGGCGCCGUGUACGGGGCGCUGGCGGCGGAGGCGGCGGGAGAGACGCCUGCGUACGCGCCGCCGGUCGUCAACGCCGAUGCGCCGGCCACCACCGCCGUGACCGCGCCCGCGACCACAGCUGCGGGCAAGCGCAGCCGGGAGGACGCGGCGGCGGGCGGCGAGCAGCCUUCACGCGGCAUGAGCGAGGCCCCGGAGGCGGCGACGGCCGCUGCCGCCACGCCUGAUGGGAAGGACGCCAAGAAGGCGCGUGCCGGCGAUGCGGAUGCAGCCGCCGCUGCCGCCCCCGCUGCUGCUGCUGCUGCUGCUGCUGCUGCUGCUGCUGUACAGGACAAGGCGGCAGCCAAGCCGGAAGAUGCAGAUAUGGCCGAGGCAGCAGCGGAGGCACCGGCCGCGGCAGCGCCCGUGGAGGAGGCGCCGGCGUCGCAGCCAUCUGACGCGGGCGCGUCGGCACCGGUGGCGGCGGAGCCGGAGCCGGAGCCGGAACCGGAGGAGGAGACGCCGCCGGCCAAGGGCAAGGCGAAGGGCAAGGCCAAGGGGCGCGCGGCCUCUACGCGUGGGCGCGGCCGCGGCCGGGGGCGAGGCGCCAAGGGCCGCAAGUCCAAAAAGGUGGAGGUGGAGGAGCCGGAGGAGGAGGCCGAGGCCGAGACCACGGAGACGGCGGCAGCUGAGGCAGACGGCGCCGCCGCGGCCACCACUGUGCCCGUGGAGGCCGCGGCCGCGGAGGUGCAGGAGGAGGCAGCCGCGGUUGUUGCUGUGAAGACGGAGGGUGCGGAAGCAGACGCGAACAUGGAGGAGGCGGCUGCAGCGCCCGAGGCGGUUGUCAAGACUGAGGAGGCGCCCGCUGUGGUGGUGAAGCAGGAGCCGGCUGGCGAGGCCGACAUGGACAUAGACGCCUCUCCGCCCCCGCCGCCGCCAGCGCCAGCGCCAGCAGAUGCGGACGCCGCGCCAGGCGGCGCCGCCGCCAAGGACGGCGGCGACAAGGCGAAGGAAGCCGCUGGCAAGGACAAGCCCAAGGACAAGGACGGGAAGGAUGGAAAGGCGGGCGGCAGCGGCAAGGACAAGGACAAGGACAAGGAGCGGGAGAAGGACGGCAGGGCGGCACGCAGCAGCGCCCGCUCGGCCUCGCGCGACCCCAAGGAUCCCAAGGAGGGCAAGGACGCCAAGGAGCCGCGCGGCGGCAGCGGCAAUGGAGGCAGUGGCGGCGGCAGCAGCAGCCGGCGCAAGAAGUACGUGACCGACAACGCACUGCUGGCGGCGUUCAGGUUCUUCGACCGCACCGGCUGCGGCUACUUCCGCACGGACGACCUGCGGCGGCUGCUGCACGCGCUGGGGCUGGGCCUGCCGCACCGGGUGGUCAGGGAGCUGGCGCGCGGCAAGGACGACGCGCUGGGGCCCAACGUGCGCUUCAAGAACGACAAGCUAUACUACCGCGACUUGACGGACAAGGAGGUGCGCAGCGCCGGUGAUGGAGGAAGCGGUGGUGCCGGCGGCAGUGGCAACGGCGCCAAGGAGGGCUCCGAGCCGCCGCCGGCUCAAGAGGCGGCCGAGUAACGCGGGCGAUGCAUGCUGGCGGCGGGCGGCGUUGUUGGGCACAUCUUGCGUUUGAUAUGCAUGUCAUAACGUGUUACAGAAGGAACACCGUGGCAAAAGGCUAUCCUGGCCCACGCAGCCACGUUAGGUCAGUUGUACCUCGCCUCCGCUCCAAUGCUUGUGGUUAAGUGUGCAGCUUUUUGGCGGUGGCUUGAGGCUGAAGCGGUCCAUUGACUUGCACCCGAGCUGUUCAGUUGGUGGGCUUGAGGAGGCAGCGUGGCGCCAUGUGCGCGUGUAAGAAGAUGGCUUGGUGGGAACAGCUGCGUGGUGCACAAGAGCAUCAGGGUGUGCGAUGGGACAGGGUUUAGGGUCCGUGUGAUGCAGCACUAGGAGUAAGCCCAGCAAGAUGCGGAGUUGGCUGGAGCCGGGCCUUGCACCAGCUUGCACUCCC
Chlamydomonas reinhardtii is the source of this 6508-nucleotide messenger RNA. RefSeq lists its product as uncharacterized. The coding region runs from base 109 to 6078 and encodes 1989 amino acids. Gene Ontology annotation, molecular function: calcium ion binding. Gene Ontology annotation, cellular component: nucleus. Gene Ontology annotation, biological process: regulation of DNA-templated transcription. The record is from RefSeq and is a predicted model, not a curated record. NCBI's taxonomy places the organism in Eukaryota, Viridiplantae, Chlorophyta, Chlorophyceae, Chlamydomonadales, Chlamydomonadaceae. The transcript is spliced from 16 exons.